AUGAAAAAUCUGCUGUUGCUAAACGGCGCCGCGCAGCAGCGCAGCAGCAGCUCAGAGCCAGGCUGCUGCGCUCCCAGCAGCAGCAGCAGCAGCAGCAGCAACAGCAGCCAUACAAGCAGCGACGAGGCACAGCAGCAUCAGAAGCAAGAGAGACCACUGCAGCAGCAGCAGCAGAAACGGCUGCGGCUGCAGCACCAGCGACAGCGGCAGCAAGAGUGGGAACUGCUGCUGCUGCUGCUGCUGCUGCUACAGCAGCUGCUGCUGCUGCAGCUGCUCCUGCGGCAACAGCAGCAAACGUGCACCAGCAGCGACUUGUGGAAGCAGGCUUACAGCCAUGGCCAAGCUGAUGCACCUCAGCAGCAGCAGCAACAGCAGCAGCAGCAGCAGCAACAGCAGCAGCAGCAGCAGGAACAGCAGCAGCAGCAGGAACAGCAGCAGCAGCAGCAGCAGAAGGGAGCAGCAGCAGCAGCAGCAAAUUGGGCCUUUCCGCAGGCGGACUGA
This is a messenger RNA of Eimeria necatrix, 501 nucleotides long. RefSeq lists its product as hypothetical. The coding region runs from base 1 to 501 and encodes 166 amino acids. The record is from RefSeq and is a predicted model, not a curated record. The transcript has 3 exons. NCBI's taxonomy places the organism in Eukaryota, Apicomplexa, Conoidasida, Eucoccidiorida, Eimeriidae.